Messenger RNA from Salarias fasciatus (jewelled blenny), 990 nucleotides. It is a transcript of the gene gpx4a, whose product is annotated as glutathione peroxidase 4a. Gene Ontology annotation, cellular component: mitochondrion; nucleus. Gene Ontology annotation, molecular function: phospholipid-hydroperoxide glutathione peroxidase activity; glutathione peroxidase activity. The transcript has 7 exons. Gene Ontology annotation, biological process: response to oxidative stress. Lineage: Eukaryota; Metazoa; Chordata; Actinopteri; Blenniiformes; Blenniidae. The record is from RefSeq and is a predicted model, not a curated record.
GUCUGCAGUCACAAUCAACAAUGAGUGUUGACUGUUUGUAAAUGUCGCGUCUUUCACAACAAAAUGAAGCGAUUAUAUAUUAUUUUUGCCACUGGUGCUGUUCUCAGUUGUGCAGUAUUAUUGGCGACCGUCUUGUACUUUGUUUUUUCCACAAUGUCUGCUCCAACGGAGGACUGGCAGAGGGCAACCUCCAUUUAUAAUUUCUCUGCAGUGGAUAUUGAUGGCAACUUAAUUUCCCUUGAAAAAUACAGGGGGGAUGUUGUCAUCAUCACCAAUGUUGCCUCUAAAUGAGGCAAAACCCCAGUAAACUACUCUCAGUUUGCGGAGCUGCACGCCAACUACUCUGGGAGAGGUUUACGCAUUCUUGCUUUUCCUUCAAACCAGUUUGGGGGACAGGAGCCAGGCAAUGAGACUCAGAUCAAACAGUUUGCUCAGUCCUACAAUGCUCAGUUUGACAUGUUCAGUAAGAUAGAGGUGAACGGGGACAAUGCCCUCCCCCUCUGGAAAUGGCUGAAGGAGCAGCCCAAUGGGAAAGGCUAUUUCGGAAAUAGUAUCAAGUGGAACUUCACUAAGUUUUUGAUCAACAGAGAGGGACAGGUGGUGAAGCGUUAUGGACCCCUGGAUGAUCCGAGUGUGGUGGAGAAAGAUCUUCCAAAAUACCUUUAAAUUCAUAACAAAAACUGAUGCCUUACUCAUCUACAUUGUCUCCAUCAUAGUUUUUCCCUCCUUUCUCUGCCUCUCCAAGCACCACUGGACAAAGUUUGAGUCCACCCCAGACCAGUGACGGUCUGUUCAUAAACCCGUAUAACGGAUAGGACAGACUUGAUGAAAGUAGCGUGCAAACCCACUGGGAAGGAUUAUCAAACUGAUAUUCAGUUGGUUGUCUGGAGGAAAUGAGAAAGGAGUCCUGAACACAUCUUAUAAGUAUUGUAACAUCCUAAAGUGCUUCAUUAUUCUCAAAAUAAAGUCCACUGUAUUUCAAGGCUGAUA